This is a messenger RNA of Penicilliopsis zonata CBS 506.65, 4429 nucleotides long. RefSeq lists its product as hypothetical. The transcript is spliced from 6 exons. Gene Ontology annotation, biological process: endosomal transport; endocytosis. The record is from RefSeq and is a predicted model, not a curated record. Gene Ontology annotation, cellular component: plasma membrane; cytoplasm. Bases 401 to 4306 code for a protein of 1301 amino acids. NCBI's taxonomy places the organism in Eukaryota, Fungi, Ascomycota, Eurotiomycetes, Eurotiales, Aspergillaceae. Gene Ontology annotation, molecular function: protein binding; calcium ion binding.
ACACCGUCGAGCUUCCUGCUCAUUCCAUUCCGGUCGCAAUCCACCCUCAAUUCGCCAGAGUUCUCCAGCAGACGUCUACAAAAAACACCCGUAUCCUCGUUCCUCCGCCUCCUGCUGCCAGAAGCACUGCAGCUGUGCAAGGCCGUCCCAACCGACCGGGACCCUACACCCUGACCCUCCUCUGGCGCUAAACUACAGAGCAAACCCCCCAAACAAGGCGCCUGUUCGUGGCCUCUUCAGGGUACCCAGCGGGGGAAAUUUUUUUUUUAUUGAUAAUACCUACAUAAUUCCACUCUGUUUUUUUCGAAAGGAGGCAUUUCUUUUACAGAGCGAAACAAUCGGGAAGCUCGCUUUGAAGCGGAGGGUUGGCGUCACCAGGCUGUAAACAGUGGGAAAUACCAUGGCGAGUGCAACACAGCAUCCGAAUCUCAACCUGACGGCGGAGGAGAAGCGCGUCUUCUACCAGCUCUUCCAGGCGGCCGACACGACGAACUUGGGCGUUAUCACGGGCGAGAUCGCCGUGCCUUUCUUCGAGAAGACGAAGCUGCCGCCGGAGACCCUCGGUUUGAUCUGGCAGAUCGCCGAUAGAGAAAACAGGGGCCUGUUGACUCCUUCCGGGUUCAGCGUUGUCUUGCGCCUGAUCGGACAUGCACAAGCCGGUCGUCCGCCGACAGAGCAGUUGGCGCUGCAGUCCGGCCCGCUACCUCGCUUCGAUGGCGUCUUGGUCGAUGCGACGCCCGCUGCCCCGAGUUCUCGCGCGUCCGAGGGCGCAACCAGCCCUCCGCCCCCCCCGGCUGGUUCGGUUCGAGUCCCCCCCUUGAAUCCCGACGAUGUGAACAAGUUCUCCUCGCUCUUUGACAAGUCGGACAUCAAGAAUGGCUUGAUUUCAGGCGAAAUCGCCAAGCAGAUCUUCGAGCGUGCAAGGCUGCCAAAUGAGAUCCUAGGUCGGAUCUGGUACCUGGCGGAUACUAAACAGCGCGGCGCUCUGGAUGCAACAGAGUUCAUCAUCGCCAUGCACCUGUUGACCGCGUACAAGUCCGGUGCCAUGCGAGGCAUCCCACAGAUACUCCCGCCGGGCCUGUAUGACGCGGCUACGAGGCGAGGCAACCUUCGCUCGUCCGUCGGUUCCCGCUCGGGACUGGAUGUCCCUCCAGUGCCCGCUAUUCCCAAGCAAUUUACCGGCCCGACUCCGCAACGGACGCAAAGCCCCAUCAGCCGGCAGCCGUUCACGUCACCCUUGUCGGCGCAGUCGACAGGUGGCGGAGACUUUUGGUUGAUCACUCCGCAGGAAAAGGCUCAGUUCGAUACCAUCUUCGCCACGGUAGACACGGCCAAAGCCGGAAUGAUCAAUGGCGAACAGGCGGUUGGCUUUUUCAUGAAUGCACAGCUGCCGGAGGAAACCCUGGCCCAGAUCUGGGAUCUGGCAGAUAUCGACGCCGACGGUCAGCUAACCAGAGAUGAAUUCGCUGUCGCCAUGUAUCUGGUGCGACAGCAACGUACUGGAAAGGAGCCUCUCCCUCAAGCCAUCCCUUCUGCCUUGGUGCCUCCCAGCAUGCGCCGCCAGACCCUCGCGCAGAGGGCGGUACCAGCCCCAGCAGCUGCUGCUCCAGCCCCAGUUCCAGCGCCUGCUGCUGCUCCUCCUCCCCCUCGCUCGGCCGCUGAGGAUCUUUUCGGUCUUGAUGCGUUCACUGCGCCGGCUCCGGCUCCUGCAGCGCCCUCACAGAUUCCUCAAUCGACGGGAGGCUCCAACACGCCUUUCCAGGUCCCAAGCUCUCCCACGUCUAGAGUCUCCCCCCAGGCUGUUUCGACCACCUUCAAGCCCUUCGUGCCCAGUUCAUCUUUUGGACAAAGUCUGCAACCUCAAUUCACCGGUGUAUCUUCCGUCGCCUCUCCCCUGCAAGCGAGGUCGCCUCCUCUGCCUUCAGAUGACCUUCUCGGGGAUAACGACCCGGAGGAAUCCAAUAAGCUCACCCAAGAGACCACGGAGCUGGCCAAUCUCUCGAACCAGAUCGGUUCGCUCGCGAAGGAGAUGCAGAACGUCCAGGAGAAGCGGACGUCUGUAGAGCAGAACCUCUCUCAGACGUCGCAGCAGAAGCGCGACUUUGAGAUGCGCCUGGCGCAGGCGCGCGCGAUGUACGAACAAGAAGUCAAAAGCUUCAAGGUGCUCGAGGAACAGCUGAAUGCUUCUCGUGCCGAGACCACAAAGCUCCAGUCAGAAUACGCUCUCAUCGAUGGAAGCCGACACGAUCUUCAGACGCAGUACAACCAGGUGGCUGCUGCCCUGGCUGCCGACCAACAGGAGAAUGCCAGUUUGAAGGAGAAGAUCAGUCUGGUCAAUGCCCAAGUCGCCCAGCUCAAGCCCGCCCUCGAAAAGGCACGCUCCGAAGCGCGUCAGCAGAAGGGCUUGGUGGCCAUCAACAAGAAACAGCUCUCCACCCAGGAAGCCGAACGGGACAAGGUUCAGGGCCAGAUUGACGAACUGGCCAGGCCGGCUCCAGCAGAGACCGAAGAGGCUGCCGUGGCUUCUCCAGUGAAUCUCGCCAGCCCCGCUGCAUCAACUACUAGUCAGAACACCAACCCGUUCUUCCGCCGGGCACCGACUGCGUCAAGUGAGAAUGUUGUCUCGCCCGAUACAGCGGCAUCGGCGGACCAGCAGCGAACCUUUGAUAGCCUCUUCGGGCCAUCCUUUGGGUCGCCGUCGACCGCCACUCCGCCGCCGCCGACUUCAUUCCGAGCCGAAUCUCCUUUAGCGCAGAGGCCUGUCACCUCGGGGGCUCCAUCCCCGUCCGUCUCUCCUCCUCCCCCGCCCCUGUCCAGGCAGGCUACCCCGGGCUUCCUCCCCUUUGGUGAACAACAAUCGGCCACUUCCUCGACCCAAGUCUCUCCGCCUGCCAGUCGGUUUGGAGGUGGAGGAGGAGGAGGAGGAGGAGCUGAUACCUCUGGCUUUGGAACGCCGAUGCAAGCUAGUACCAUCAAUCUUGAGUCCCAAUCACUACCAGCAGCAGCAGCAUCAGCUGCCGCUACUUCUCCAUUCGACGAGCUGCUGCAGGACGACGCCACAAUGCGAUUCCCUGAAGUCCCUGGCGGGUUUCCCGAGUCUGGAACCCCCCCACCCAUCACCACCACUCAAGCCGCCCCUGCCCCUGCCUUGAGCACUCAAGCGACAGGGGACCAGCAGGUGGAGAAGAAGGACCUCAGCUUUGACGAACUCUUCGGUGGACCGGCGCGGCAAAGGUCGCAGUCGCAGCAAGCGAAUGACUUCCACGAAGCCUUUGCCGUCAUGAAGCAUAACACGGGGCCCUCCAGUCAACCUAACGGGACGAUGGCGACGACGGCGGCAGCCGCAGUAAAUGGCGGGGACACUGAAUUCCCGCCAAUUCAGGAGUUGGACGACGGCUUGGACGCGGACGAUGACAGUUCCGAUAGUGACACCCAUCUGGGAUUCGAUGAUGACUUCGCCCCUACCUCCCCCCCUCGCGAUGAAGACGGGGCGAAAGUCAAUAGCCUCGACCUCUCCCAGCUGAAUGCAUUCCCCGCCCCCGGCACGUCUCUGCCCCUAACCUCCCCUACCAAGACACCUCCUGCUCCGGACGCUCAGCCCAGCCCGCCCAACUACGACCAGAGCGUAUCCGCACAGCAGCCCGGCGAUUUCCCCCCGGAGUUCACCGGCCUGUUGCCGAGCCGUGCCGACCCCACGGCUGCCCCGGACGCCCCUCACUCAGUUGAUUCAACAACGGGAGUUCCUGUGGUUGGUGGCGAACCUCAGCACAACGAGACUUCGACGAAGGCUAAUGCCGCCGCGCCGGAUUUUGAUGCCGCCUUCGCCGGCUUGGAUCUCGCCCCCGCCAAGGAAGCCGAAGACGACGAGGACGAGGAGGAGGAGGAGGACGACGACGAGGACGCCCAGUACACCAAGAACACGUCCGAUUUUGACUUCACCUUCGACUCGCCCUCCCAGCCGAAACCGGUGACUGCCUCUACCGCCGCGUCUGAUUUCUUCGCCUUUGACCAAACCGUCGUCCCUUCUGCCUCCACCGCCGCCGCGGAUCCUAGCACCGCCGCCUCCAAACCCGCCGCGCAUGACUGGGAUGCUCUGUUCGCGCCCCUCGAGACUGCCAACGGGGCUGCCCAGCCCGAGGCCUCCGAACAGGGCGACAGCAAGGUCCCUGGGUGGGCGCUCGCUGCCGACCCUGGCGAAGACGACAUGAUUCUGCAGAAGCUCACCGGCAUGGGCUUCUCGCGGGAUGACGCUGUCGCGGCCCUAGAGAAGUUCGACUACAACAUUGACAAGGCCUCCAAGCCAUAAACUAAUCUGCGACUCUUCCUUUUUCUUUCUUUCUUUCUUUCUUUCCCUUUCCCCCCCCUCUUCUCCGUCGCUUUUCUUGUCACACCCCUACCAUGCACAUAUAUCAAUAUCUCAUUUCCCUAG